This is a messenger RNA of Botrytis byssoidea, 1662 nucleotides long. RefSeq lists its product as uncharacterized. Lineage: Eukaryota; Fungi; Ascomycota; Leotiomycetes; Helotiales; Sclerotiniaceae. Bases 1 to 1662 code for a protein of 553 amino acids. Gene Ontology annotation, molecular function: flavin adenine dinucleotide binding; oxidoreductase activity, acting on CH-OH group of donors. The transcript is spliced from 2 exons. The record is from RefSeq and is a predicted model, not a curated record.
AUGACUACCGAUCUUCUAUCCCCAUCUCAAGUCAAUGACUUUGACUAUGUCAUCGUUGGAGGUGGAACAGCAGGCUGUGUUAUUGCUAGCAGACUUUCCGAAUACUUACCAAAUAAGAAGAUUCUUAUGAUUGAGGGUGGUCCAAGUGAUUUCAAUAAUGACAAAGUAUUGAAGCUCAAAGAAUGGCUUACAUUACUUGGUGGAGAAUUGGAUUAUGACUACGGAACUACGGAACAACCAAAUGGAAAUUCAUACAUUAGACACUCACGUGCUAAGGUUCUUGGAGGUUGCUCCUCUCACAACACUUUGAUAUCAUUCCGUCCAUUCGAAUAUGAUUGUCAAGUUUGGGAGAGUUUGGGAUGUAAAGGAUGGGGAUUCAAGACCAUGAUGCGUCUCAUUGAUAACCUUCGCAACCAAACUAACCCUGUUCAUCCACGCCACAGAAAUCAAAUCUGUAAGGAUUGGGUCCAAUCUUGCUCUACUGCCAUGGACAUCCCCAUCAUCCAUGAUUUCAACCACGAGAUUCGUGAGAAGGGUGCUCUCGAGCAAGGAGUUGGUUUCUUCUCCGUAUCAUAUAACCCAGAUGAUGGACGAAGAAGUUCGGCUUCUGUCGCUUACAUCCACCCAAUUCUCCGCGGUGCCGAGAGUCGACCAAACUUGACUAUCCUCACCAACGCCUGGGUCAGCAAACUUAACUUUGACUCCAGCAAGACUGUCAAGAGCGUAAACGUAACCUUGAAAUCCGGCGAGAAACUCACCGUUUCCCCUAAGACCGAAACUAUCCUCUGUGCUGGCGCAGUCGAUACCUGUCGUCUUAUGCUCCUCUCUGGAGUUGGCCCUGCCCAACAACUCAAAGACCUUAACAUCCCUGUCGUACACGACCUUCCAGGUGUAGGAGAGAAUCUUAUCGACCACCCCGAAUCCAUCAUCAUGUGGGAACUCAAUGCCCCCGUUCCACCUCAAACUACCAUGGACAGUGACGCGGGUAUUUUCCUCCGUCGUGAACUACCCAACGCCGCCAAAAACCACACCCACCCAGAACUCAACCCCAAAGGUCUCCCAGAUGGCACCAUUGCAGAUAUCAUGAUGCACUGCUACCAAAUCCCCUUCUGUCUCAACACUGCUCGUCUAGGCUACGACGCCCCUCUAAAUGCAUUCUGCAUGACCCCCAACAUCCCCCGUCCCAGAUCACGAGGACGUAUUUACCUCACCUCCUCCGAUCCCUCUGUAAAACCCGCCCUCGACUUCCGCUACUUCACCGAUCCCGAAGGUUACGAUGCGGCCACCAUUGUCGCUGGUCUCAAGGCCGCACGUGAAAUCGCAAAGAAGGCACCUUUCUCAAACUGGCUUCUCCGUGAAGUAGCACCCGGCCCAGAAGUUCAAACUGAUGAACAACUUUCAGAGUACGGAAGAAAGGUUGCUCACACCGUUUAUCACCCAGCUGGAACUACCAAAAUGGGUAGUGCGCAGGACAAGAUGAGUGUGUGUGAUGAGAAACUAAAGGUCAGAGGACUUAAGGGAGUGAGAGUGGCGGAUGCCGGUGUUUUCCCAACGAUGACCACUAUCAAUCCUAUGUUGACUGUUUUGGCAAUUGGAGAGAGAGCCGCGGAGAUGAUUGCACAGGAGGCUGGAUGGAAGGGAAUGGUGGAACCGAGGUUGUAG